Messenger RNA from Psylliodes chrysocephalus, 1937 nucleotides. The record is from the annotation of a GenBank genome assembly. NCBI's taxonomy places the organism in Eukaryota, Metazoa, Arthropoda, Insecta, Coleoptera, Chrysomelidae.
CAAAAGUAAACUAAAACGCGAAUCCUACUGCUAUCUAAAAAUUAGAAAAAAAAAUAUAAUUGACACUUUUUUGAACUGUAUAUGUCAAAUUGGAUUUGUUUUUAAAUAUGGAGAGUUACAGUUGCAAACUUUUUUGGAGAACCAAUAUAAUAACAUAACUUUCCAAUCCUGUAAUUCUCUUAACUAAAUUAAAAGUGUAUUGAAAAAUUAAAAAGAAAAAUGGGCGAUAGACGUGAACGUGCUGGAAUUCGUGUUCCUGAUGAAUUACGUGAAAUUCUUCUUGAAUUUACAUGUAGUUAUUUGUUGGAACAGCCUGGUGAUGUGGUGACAUAUGCCCAAGAGUAUUUCACGAAAUUUAAGGAGAGUAGAGGAACGACUAUCGUAUAUGACGGAUCUACAUCUUAUUUAGAUGAAGACAUGGGUAUCAAAACAAUUUACGCUCGUCAAAUAUUCGAUUCCAGAGGUAACCCAACCGUUGAAGUCGAUCUGACCACCGAUUUGGGUCUCUUCCGUGCUGCUGUACCAUCUGGAGCAAGUACCGGUAUCUAUGAAGCCCUUGAACUCCGUGACAAUGUCAAAACCGAAUACCACGGCAAAGGUGUCAAAACCGCCAUCAACAACAUCAACUCAAUAAUCGCACCUGAACUUAUCAAAGCUGGCUUGGAAGUCACUCAACAAACCGAAAUCGAUGAUUUCAUGAUGAAACUGGACGGCACAGAAAACAAGGCUAAAUUGGGAGCCAACGCCAUUUUGGGUGUUUCUUUGGCAGUCGCUAAGGCUGGAGCCGCUAAGAAGAAUGUUCCUCUGUACAAACAUCUUGCUGAUUUGGCCGGUAACAAGGAAAUUAUCUUGCCGGUACCCGCUUUCAACGUCAUCAAUGGUGGUUCACAUGCCGGUAACAAGUUGGCUAUGCAGGAAUUCAUGAUUCUCCCUACUGGUGCCACAUCUUUCACGGAAGCUAUGCGCAUGGGUACCGAAACCUACCAUCACCUGAAGAAAGUCAUCCAUGCCAAAUUCGGCUUGGACGCCACUGCUGUCGGAGAUGAAGGUGGUUUCGCUCCCAACAUUUUGAACAACAAAGAAGGUCUGGAACUCAUCAAAGUAGCUAUCCAAAAUGCCGGAUACACCGGAAAAAUUGAAAUCGGUAUGGACGUGGCCGCAUCUGAAUUCUUCAAAGAAGGUAAAUACGAUUUGGACUUCAAAAACCCCAACUCGGACAAAACCAAAUGGAUAUCUCCCGAUGAAUUGGAAGCCCUUUACCAAGAAUUCAUCAAGGAAUAUCCAAUUGUCUCAAUUGAAGAUCCCUUUGACCAAGACGACUGGGCGGCAUGGAGCAAAAUCACUGCCAAUACCACCAUUCAAAUCGUCGGUGAUGACUUGACCGUCACCAAUCCAAAACGUAUCCAAACAGCCGUCGAAAAGAAAGCUUGCAACUGCCUUUUACUCAAAGUUAAUCAAAUUGGUACUGUCACAGAAUCAAUUCAAGCUCACCUUCUGGCCAAGGCUAACGGUUGGGGUACCAUGGUGUCCCACAGGUCUGGUGAAACGGAAGACACUUUCAUUGCCGACCUUGUAGUGGGACUUUCCACUGGUCAGAUCAAAACUGGAGCACCUUGCAGGUCUGAACGAUUAGCCAAAUACAACCAAAUUCUUCGUAUUGAAGAAGAACUGGGAGCCGAUGCCAAAUAUGCUGGUAAAACAUUCCGUAAACCUCAAUAAGUGACAAUACGUAUGGCGAAGGGGUUUUAUCGAAAUGUUUAGUAGUUUGAGAUAAUUUUAAGACAAAAAGUGUCGUUGCUCUAUGUUAAGAAUGGAAGUAAAAUUUAAAAACUAAAACGUACUAUCAACCAAAACUGAAACUAGUUCGAUAUAAUGUUAUUGUGUUGGCUGUCUAUAUACAUCUUUGAAAUAAACUGUUAUUAUUUUAGUUUCGUUUU